GCCUCCCAUUGGCCGGCGGGCGGGGGCGGGCGGGCCGCUUUGUGACGUCACGAUCAGCUGUCGGGAGGUCCCGAUUUGUGCGGGGCAGCGGCGGGCGCGGCGCAGAACCGCGCGGUGCGCGCUCCCGCCCUGCCUCCGGCCCCGACAGCGACACCGGCAAGGUCUUUGCACUGAAGCCAAGAGAAGAACCUCAUAACUGCACUGCACGCCCUUUAACUCAGCUGAGACUUCGUUAGCAGCAAAACACCCCUGCCCCAAGGAAGGACCUCCAACGCUGUCAAGCUCCGUGCCCCUCUGCCUCUCCCUGCAUUGAGGCAGGCGCUCAGCAGUAGCUUUAUUUCUGUCCUGCCCCAUCUGACCACUUCCCACCAUGUUCCAGCGUCUCACCAGUCUCUUCUUCAGCGACAGCAGCACGCCAGAGGGCCUGGAGGAGCCCAAGCCCUUUGUCUCUGAGGAGGAGGAGGAGGAUGGAUGGCUUAUAAUUGAUCUUGGAGGCGGUGCCACCCGCCCCGGCACACAGCGGUGGGCCGGGGCCUGCGGGUGCUCGGUGAGGCCCUGCCUGGUGCAGCCACCUGCCCCGGCCCACGCCCGCAGCCCCGUGCCUGCCCUGCCCGGCCCCUGCUUGAUGGACGAGAGUUGGUUUGUCACCCCUCCCCCAUGUUUUACUGCAGAGGAGCCCGGCCCCGAUGGCGUGGGCAGCAGCCCCAUGGAGGACCUGCUCAUCGAGCACCCCAGCAUGUCUGUCUAUGUCACCAGCACCCUCGAGCUGGACGUGGAGGAGCCGCAGGACUCCACUGCUGGGGAGGUGCCAGAGCCCCGGCUGGAGCGGCACAUGCCGCACCACAGCACGUCCCUGUCAGUGAAGGCUGCCAUCCUGGAGAAGGUCAGCCAGGCACGGCGGGUGCAGCGGGCCAAGCAGCUGGCAGAAAAGCCAUGGCUCAGCCAGAAGGCGCUGCAGCGGCAGGACCGGGCCCGACAGCGCCCGGCCCGCCGGGCCCGACAGCAUGUGGGGAGCUUCCUCCACCAGCCCUGCCAGCGCCACUGCAACUACUGACCUUGCCAGCGGCCGCCCCGCUGCCACGGCACCUCCCGGCGGGGCUCGGCCUCCCUUCGACACCAGCCCCAGUGCCGCCACUCCGCCUCCCCGCACCCCUCACGUCUCCAGGCCCACGCUGGCAUUGCCUCACGCAGCACGGGCCGGGAGAGCGGUGCCGUCCUCUGCCCCGUGCCCGUCCGUCCACCAGCGUCUGCGUGGGGCAGUGGUGCCCCCUGUGAAAUCGCCCCGUUCCAAAAUUCAUGGAGAAGCCUGUUCUUUUGUGUCCUGAAGAGCCUGUGACAUCAGUGCCUUUCUUUAUGACAUCAUACUCCUCCACGUAAACAGACUGUGAUGUCACAAGCGGAUACCAAGUGGAAGUGCAAAGAGGAACAAAGCAAUGAGGUUUGGUAUUUUUAGGAAAAUAUCAUCAAUGACACUAAAUAAUGCUUCCUCCCCCACACCUCCACUGCUCCUGGUGUCUCAGACCAGAGCAGAGAUGGGACCCUGCUAUCGCCGCAUGCUGGUGACAUUGCUGCUAGGGCCUGAUCUUGUCCCUUCUCAGCGUGGCCCCCACGGCACAGCACUGCCCUGCUCCAGCCCCAGGCCUGGCAGUGCCUGUGAUGCUCUCAGCAGGUGGCCUUGGUGGCUCCAGCACAGGUAAAACCAGCAAACCCCAUCCCAGCCGAAAUUUCUUAAUUGUACUUUUACCACAAUAAUACAAAAACCCCACUGCCAUUCCCACAAGAAAGCCAGGCAGGUCUCGGUGUUUUGUGUUUUUAAAGACAACAUUACAAGAAAUCUCAGGAAACAAAGCACUGACCCAGGAGCUGUUUGAGCAUCACUGAGGAGAGCAUGGUCUGCAGGGAAGUGGCGUCAGCGUGGGGAUGUUGGUGGGGUCACCACAACCUUCAGCAAGUGUUGGUCCCACCAAGCUGCUGGCCACGAGCAAGCCUCAAGGUUGUGUGCUCCUCCUGGAGCCACUCACCUGCGCUGGCUGUACCCACAUAACACAUUUAGACGUACAUAUGGACAAGUACAUGUCUGUAUGUUUAUAUGCACUUGGAUGAGGCACUGUUUGAGCCAAGGAACAUUGACUGCCCUGCAUCACUCCCUGGAAGACAGCAGAGAAGGGGACUCGCACAGCCUCCCUGAGGUGGUGGAAGCACGUUGGAGCUAGUGGUGAGAGGAUGUGAAAUGAGAGCAGCGAGGAGGUCGGGUGUGAGCAAGAGGCCAGGGGAAAAGGCUGAACUGAGGGCGAGGAUGGAAACAGAGCGGCUGUGACGCGCGAGCUCAUGCGGAGCUGGUACCAUGGUCCUGGCUGCGGUGGGAGGAAGACCAGGGCUGGCACUGCCACUGGACUGCAGUCACGCAGGGAACUCCCCAUCUGGCCCCACCAACAAUCGCAUAUUUCACACGACGGGCCAAAUUCAGUCAUGGGCAACGCUGAUUUUUAAUGCUGCUGCACCCAGGCUGCUCCAGGGAGCAAGCACCCCACUGGAGAGUCUGCCCUUCAGCAUUGUUAACACCCAUAACAUCAGUGUCUGAACUGGUUUUAAGUCACUGUGGUAGGUCCAACCUUGGACUGUUGAUUUUUUAUUUUUUAUUUUUUUUUCUAAUGAGAGGAAAAAAACACCCACAAGCCCUUCUGUAACUACCAGCCUCCUGGAUCUGUGACUGAGAAACCUGGACCUCAUGGGAAGUGGCUGAUACUGUUUGCCUGCAGAGUGUAUCUUUAGCUCUGAUGACACAGCAUUCCCAAAAGCAUAGAAAGAAUGAAAAUUUAUUUCAAAUAUCUAUUUUAAGCCACACGUCAGAGCCUCUCAGUUUCAAUUCUUCCAGGCCAGUUUCUUGUUCAAGUCCUGCUGGGAUUGUGCAGAGGCCUGCAACGCUCAUCACAUGCGCAUGGCACAAGCUGCCAUGCUGCUGAAAAAGGUGCAGGCAGCGACAGCGGCCGACAAGCCCUUUGCCAGGCACAACGCCGGCCAUAUCCUGCACCUGCAGCCAGUACCUGCUCCGGGACUGGCGCCUGCACCACAGUCCCAUUUCUAACAGAAACCCCCAUUUCAAAUUCUGCUUUCUAAUUUCAAUAAAAGGCACAGUAAAAGCUUCCCAGGCAGAAAACGGGCUAUUCUGUUCCACUGCUUUUUCAGCCUUUCUAAUAAAUCCGGAGGUAGCAGAGCUUAUCUUCACAGCCGAGAUGAACGAGCUGGGGAGCCCAGUGCUCCCUCGGGCCUUCCUCAUCCCCCUGCCUCUCGCUGGGCACCGUUGCAGCAGAGCCGUGAGGCUGCGCUGAGCACACCAUCGCCUGGCAGACAGGAUGCGCGAUUUCAUUUCUCCUCCAGAGACUGAUGACUCCUUGACUCCAGGGGAAAGUUUACAUCCUUUGGCUUCCUUGGCUUCACGUUAAAUGCCUUCUUAUUUCUAAAGUGAUCCCUGAGAUAAACUGGGAGCAUUGCAAACAAAUGCUGCCACAAGUGCUGCUGAAGGCAAAAGGGGAUGUUCUGAGCACUCGGGUGCCUCUGCCCAGAAGGUUCAGAGUGGCAAAGGAGGGCUGGGGCUGAAUCCUGGAGCCGCACCCCUUGUCUCACUCUUUCCCACGGCUCUGCAUUGUGUCCUCUGUGGCCACCGGGCUGUUCCCUGCCCAGGCAAUGCCUUCAAAGGAAGAAUUUUCUCUCUAGCCCAAAAGUACAUCAAGAAGUGGACAACCAUAGCAAUUUCUGCCUCCCAGCUCAUAUUCACCUACUGCAAGUUCUGCACUUCUGAGAUGCUGCUGCAGAGAGCUCCUGAAACCAGGGUUGGCUGCGACACCUUUGCCCCUUCCUCAGCUGAGAGGUGCAAAUGUGCUGGGGCCACCACCCCGGGUGGUGACUCACCCCCAGGUGCUCGCAAGCAUUGCUCCAGUAAGAGAGCCCCGUGCCGACACCAUCCUUGGCCUCCUGCUCGUGCAGCCCCUGGCAAAGCCCCCACUGGCUCAGCAGUGCCAGCUGUGCCCUGUUAGUGCCCAUCAUCUGUUUCAAAUAGCUAAUGCUGUUACUAUGUCCCAUUUUGGGGAAGCGACUGCAAAAUAUUUUGGUUUCCUUUCAUCUUUCUGUGCCAGUCUGAUACAUCUUUCAUCAUGCUACUCCCAGCCAACACUGGAAAAAAAAAAAGCAGAACUAUUAUCACACUUGAUAUCAAGAGUAUCUUUAUAAAGGGUUAAUAAAUUAUUAAUAAUGUUUUAAUGAAGAGGUUAAUCCAGAUUUGUAGCAUCCCACAGGUCAAUGAAGUGCAUUUACUGUGGUGAAUAGGCUCCUGUGGUCCCCCCCUCUGUUGUUUGCACACGUAUUAAUAUUUACUAAUCAUGUAUUAACCCCAUACAAAGUGAGUACUGAUGUACCUAUCACACAUUGUGACUGACACUUCUUAUGCUGUGGCAGAGACAUGUUUGAACAGUGCUUUGCAGAAGCCCUGCAAUGCUUCUGAUCUGUACAGUGGUGAUCACUACAGUUGGCCUGAUACCAAAUCUCCUGGCCUAGUAUUGUAAGAUCAAGGAAAACCCUUUACACUGAGAUUAUGAGUCUCCUCAAAUCUUAAAACAAAUGAAAGGUGCUUAAAAAAAAAAAAAACUUUUUUUGCUUGUG
This is a messenger RNA of Cygnus olor (mute swan), 4656 nucleotides long. It is a transcript of the gene TP53INP2, whose product is annotated as tumor protein p53 inducible nuclear protein 2. Gene Ontology annotation, cellular component: autophagosome; nucleus. The record is from RefSeq and is a predicted model, not a curated record. Bases 371 to 1054 code for a protein of 227 amino acids. Lineage: Eukaryota; Metazoa; Chordata; Aves; Anseriformes; Anatidae. Gene Ontology annotation, biological process: autophagosome assembly; positive regulation of DNA-templated transcription. The transcript has 4 exons.